Molecule: messenger RNA, 993 nt
Organism: Lottia gigantea (owl limpet)
Lineage: Eukaryota; Metazoa; Mollusca; Gastropoda; Lottiidae
Exons: 1
Biological process (GO): ERAD pathway
Cellular component (GO): endomembrane system; endoplasmic reticulum
Molecular function (GO): ubiquitin protein ligase activity
Source: RefSeq, a predicted model, not a curated record
UUAUUAAUAGAGAGCUGUAGUAAUAUUGUAGCUUUAAUGGGAUUUACAAGUAUGGUAUCCCUUAUUAUGUAUUACAUUGGACAGUUCAUGUCAAUUUGUUUAGGAGCAGAUUCUGAAGAAGAUAAAAUGAUUGGAACUGUGUCAGCCAUUUUGUUUUUUGUUCUAGCUUUACAAACUGGGUUGACAGGAUUAAACCCAGAAGAACGUUUGAUCCGACUUUAUCGUAAUUUUUGCCUGUUAUCAACUUCAGUAUUACAUUUCGUGCAUGGAAUGGUGAAUACUCAACUCUUGGCAUUGAGUGCCUCUUCAAGUUCUGUAACAUCUAAGCAUCUUAGAGCUUUAGGAAUGUGUGUGUAUCUAGUAUCUUUCCCGGUUUGCUUGUUAAUUUAUUUGUGGUCCUACCAUACAUUGAAUACUUGGCUCUUAGCAGUGACAGCUUUUUGUAUCGAAGUGAUUCUGAAAGUGAUAUUUUCUUUGUUAGUUUAUGCUUUAUUUAUGAUUGACUCUUACCGACAAGUGUUCUGGGAGAAACUUGAUGAUUAUGUCUAUUAUGUGCAGUCUACUGGAAAUACUAUGGAAUUCUUUUUUGGAAUCUUUUUGUUUUGUAAUGGUGCUUGGAUCAUGCUGUUCGAAUCAGGUGGUGCCAUUCGAGCAAUCAUGAUGACAAUUCAUGCCUAUUUUAACAUAUGGUUGCAAGCUAAAGAAGGUUGGAAAGUUUUUCUUAGAAGACGCACAGCAGUUAAUAAAAUUAACUUGCUUCCAACAGCUACAAAAGAACAACUAGAACAACAUAAUGAUGUUUGUUCCAUUUGUUACCAAGAUUUACAAAGUGCAAGCAUUACACGGUGUAAACAUUUUUUUCAUAGUGUUUGUUUACGGAAAUGGUUAUAUGUUCAGGAUACAUGUCCAUUGUGUCAUAAAAAUAUAUAUCCUACUGAUGAUACUACAAAAGAAAAUGGUCAACCUGAGCAACCUCCACAGCCAAACCACCAA